This is a messenger RNA of [Torrubiella] hemipterigena, 1100 nucleotides long. NCBI's taxonomy places the organism in Eukaryota, Fungi, Ascomycota, Sordariomycetes, Hypocreales, Clavicipitaceae. The record is from the annotation of a GenBank genome assembly.
GUAACAUCUCAGCUCCUGAAAUGCCUUCUACAAUCUAUGAACCUAUCAUUGACAGACGUCGUCCAAGUGGCAAGGUGCCUUCGGCCAAAUUUGACCCAGAAAGACAUCUAGCUUUUGAGGAGCCAGUGUCAACAUUAACUUGGCAGGACCUGGGUUAUCCAAAGGAUCACGGCGUAUCGCCUAUUGCAGUGGCACAACCAUUCCGACUUUUUACUGACGAAGCCAUCCAGUACAUGCGGAAUGAGAUCCUCCAAGUCGAAGUUAUGGAAAAGUUUCGUGUUUCUAGUACCAUCGCUGCCAUGCAAGUGCGCGGUUACGUGGAGACGCACGCGCCAUUCAUCUAUGCCGCUUGGAAGCACCCAAAAACACUGGAGAUUCUGUCCCAGGUCAUGGGCAUUGAUCUCAGUAUAAAGGUCGACCAUGAAAUUGGCCAUGUCAACUUUGCUGUAAAGUCUGAGGCGCUCGAAACAGAUAUCGACAUACAAACGGGUGACUCGAGAUACCCUGGUGCGGAUGCUACCACGGGCACCAAGUACGAUGCCGAGAAGGAGGUGGUGGGGUGGCACUAUGACAGCUACCCCUUCUCAUGCGUAACGAUGUUGAGCGAUUCUACCAACAUGGUAGGUGGCGAGACAGCAGUUCAGCUUGGUGACAGCAAGGGCAUUCUGAAGCUAGCACAGCCGAGGCUCGGAUAUGCAACAUUACUACAGGGGCGCUAUGUGCUUCACAAGGGGCUGACCGCAGGUCCUGGCCGGGAGCGGCUAUCAAUGGUGACGUCGUUGUGGCCACGAUCCGCGUUUGUUCGCGACGAGAGUUUCCUCACCAACAUUCGAACCGUGUCAAAUAACAGCCAACUCUACGUUCAGUUUGCCGAGUAUCGAUUAGCCAUGCUAGAGGAGCGUACACGAGCGCAGCUUGAAAACAUCAAGCGCUGCCGCGACAAGGGCGACCAAAUCGACAUGACAGCGCUCAAGACGUUCAUUGCUGAUCAACAAGAGCACCUGCGUAUUACUGAUCUAGCACUACUUGAGGAGAACAUGAUUGAACGUGGCAUUGUCAAGGAGAUUGCGGUGGAGAAUGAAGCCGUUGACGCCACCUAG